CGUUCGCUGGCAACGGCGGAAAACGGAGCGGGAAGGACAAGAUGCUUCGAUAGUUGUCAAUUAUUUUUUGGGAAUUUGUUUGCUACUCUUAGAAACAUGGACUACUUCUUGUUAAGUACUUUAAAGUUUAUAUAGUGUAAAGGGAAAAAAACGCGUUCACAGAGUUUCUCGUGUGAUUAGCACUACUGUAUGUUCAUGUUUGCUAAUGUGCGUAAAUGUACAUGAAAGCUAUUGGGCGAGUUGUCCUUACUUUGGGAAAGAUUCCGAUUCCGUACAAUUCAGUCGACGGGUGCUUUGGAAUUGAUCCCUGUCAAUGGCCGCCAAAGAUGAUUGGCAGCAUCCUUUCGUCAACAUAUUCAAACAUUUCCGACUUUUGGAGUGGCAAAAGGCAUCCAAAGAAGGAGAUGUAACACUAUACAAGGACAAGACCCUCAACAGUACAGCGAUUCGAAUCAGGGGUGCCGUACCUGACAAUAGUUGCAUACGGAUUCCUAAAAACACGCACCAGUCUCUGGCUCUAACAGGACGAUAUUUCUACGUCCUCUUCAAGCCCAAUCCUGGAAAACCGUUUUUGAUCGUCCUGGAUGUCACAGCAGAGGAUGGCCGCGUGAUUCGCAUCUCCAUCUCCAACAUGUUCAAAGAGUUCAAGUUUACCUCCACGUCGCUUCUCUUUCCGUUCCAGUGCGGAUCUGAAUUUGAUUGGAUCACCAAAACGGCCAAGUUUCCACAGCAACGUUACAGACCUCCAGAAGCCCCCAAGGUCCUCUGGACCUGCCUGGCGAUGGAUCUGCAGCAUACACUCGCUACCUACCUCAACCAUCUCUCUUACUGUAGCCUUAAAAGCGUCAAGCUCUGCGCCUACAUGUCUGUUAAAAACGCUUUUACCAGCGACCUGCUGCUGAAUCCCGAGGUUUCCUACCGUGAUGCAAAGCUGAUGGGCCUGCCCGCUUCCGACGGCGCUGGACCUAUGCCCAGAGAAAUGAUGUUUCCUGUGCCCAAGGGUUCCACCUGGCAAAAUUGCUACAAUCAUAUCAGGUUCCCAUUAGAAGGAGAUCUGAACUGUGGUAUCAUACGAAAAGGUCCUUCCAAGAUGGAGACCCCAAGCCUCAUGGAAGAUGAACGCCAAUCCCAAAACCCAGAAUUAGUGAUCAUACCGCAACUACCUGAAGUCGUCACCGCUGUCAGGAACGAGCCGCGGCCCGAGCAGGAAUCGACGCCGUCCAGUCGACGCUCUACUCCGCCGCCGAUUGUGACUGAGGAGGACGAAUUCAGCCAACUCGAAGAGGAGGUUGCUGAAAGCCCAAAGGAAAUUCAGAAGCUGUUGCCUGAUCCGAUUCUCCGGCUCAAAAGAAUCAUCGGUUUUGGAGGAGCCACCGCCAAAUGUGCUUUAUGGACCAUGUCGGGCGAUUCGGUGGUCUAUCCAUGUCACGCCAUUGUGGUCUCCAUGAAGAUCGACUCCAACGAGCAGAGAUUCUUCAUUGGCCACACCGAUAAGGUUUCUGCUCUGGCUUUUAAUGGCAACACUACAUUGCUGGCCUCCGCGCAAAGUGGACAUUACUGCGUGGUUCGGAUAUGGAAUUACCUCAAAGGAAAUUGCAUGGCUAUGCUCAGGAUGCAAUCUCAUUCAGUCACGUCACUAAGCUUCUCAUACAGCGGCACCAUUCUGUGCGGCGCCGGAAAAGACAGCCGCGGCAAAACGUUGGUGGUCGUAUGGAACACGGCUAACGUUGGCAACGGCGGCGAAGUGAGUCUCUUUGCCAAGACCAAAAUGGAUGUGGACAUUAAAGCCAUGAAAAUUGCCAACUUUGAUGAGACAAGGCUGGUGUCGUGCGGUCACGACAGCAUUCGUCUGUGGCGGGUACGCAAAGGCACACUGCGCUCCUGCCCGGUCAACCUCGAUGAAUACGGCCCGCUGGACUUCACCGACGUGGCCUUUGAGGAGGGAAACUCGCCCCAAGAGCAUCUUGACGAUAGGCUGCUGUUUGCCAGCUGCAGGAGCGGACACAUUUUUGAAAUUGACUACGCCCGAGUUGUCAUUAGAAAUGUCAGAUGGUUGUUCCCUGUGCAGCAGCAGGAGAAGUGGCCUCUCAACAAAGCUCCUGGCAUCGCCAUCAACAGCCUCAGUGUGUGCUCAACCUUCUGUGCCACUGGCUCCGAAGAUGGCUUCCUCCGCCUUUGGCCUCUGGAUUUUUCCGCUGUCGUCUUGGAAGCUGAGCACGAGGGCCCCGUGAGCUUGGUAUCUGUGUCAUCAGACAGCACGCGCGUCCUGACCGCCACCUUUACCGCUAACCUGGGGUUCCUAGAUGUGAGCAGUCGGGGUUACAACACGCUGAUGAGGUCGCACACGGGCGCCGUGCUCGGCUUCAGCGUGGACGCCAUUCGCCGGCAUCUCACCACCGCCUCGGCCGACGGCUCCGUGCGCAUUUGGUCCAUGGACUCCUUGCAGCAGAUGUUUGACUUUGUGUCAGAGGAUAAACCAUGUUCGGUGGCUUUUCACCCAAGCGAGCAGAUCUUCUCCUGUGGCUUUAGCUCGGGCGUCGUCCGAGUCUUUGAUAACUCCUGUGGCAAACUCUUGGCCGAGCACGACCACCACAGAGGCGAAGUGGUGGGCCUCGCCUUCUCCCCCGACGGCGACUGCAUGUACAGCGCUGACUCCGAGGGCUCCCUGGCGCUCUACAACUCCUGCGACAAUGACAGCCACGCCAUCCGAGUCGUCUGUGGUGUGGUGGCCCGAGGCAGCGGGCGCGCUCCGGAUGCUCUCACGGUGAGCUGCGACAGCCGCUGUCUGGCUUUCGUUGGGCCCUCAGAGUACACCAUCACCAUCGCCGACGCGCUGUCACUAGAAGAGUCGCUCCGUCUGGAUGUGAGUAUUUUGGAUUCGGAGAGCACCUUUCUGGACUCGGCCAUGAAGGUCUGCUUCUCCUCAGCCUCCCCCGAGCAUUUGUUGGUAGCGACGUCUGCUAACAAAAUCCUCUGGGUCAACACCAAGACGGGCAGUCUGCUACGGCAGGUGUCCAAGGUCCACAAGCACUGGUGUUCCUCUCUGGCUGUGAGCAACGACAGAAAAUAUUUGGUCACGGCGGGACAUAAUGCAAUUAAAGUGUGGGAUUAUAACAUGCAUUUUAGUAUGAACUCGCAGACGUUUAUAGGUCAUAGUCAGCCCAUCAACCAGGUGAGCUUUACCCCUGGACAACAAGGCGUGGUCUCAGUGGGGGACGCCAUUUUCCUUUGGGACUUCCUGGCACACACAGCGGACUUUCCGCAGACCUUCCGAUUAUCGCCGGGCUUUCCGUCAGCCUCAGCAGCGGAUGAGAUGCCUCGAGAAAGGGCGCCGCUACCCGCGUCUCCUCCGCCGCCACUGGAUGCCAGCGUCACAGACUCCACCGAGGUUGAGCUGGACGACGACUUGAGCGAUGGACCGUCAACUCCACUAGUAGUCACAGCCACCGAUUCAGAGCCGAGCUCUCAUUUCGAUCCCGCCACCACGCCCUUCUUGAAAAUCACUGAACUCGCCAAUAGCUUCAGACUGAGUUGCAAACUUCCAAGCCAUGAUUUCACUGGGAAGAAGCCGGUGCAUCCAGAUUGUUAUCGACACUUCAUACCGCGAUUUAAAACAUCCACUCGUGAUGAGACGGCUGUGACUCCUCAUCCAGGCAAAGCGGGUAUGACACUGAAGUCAGUAAUCGGUUACAAUGGCAACGGGCGUGGCAACCUGGUUUGGAGCCCUGACCAAGGUUUAUUUGCAUACUCAUGCGGGGGUGUGGUGGUGGUGGAGAAUGUCAACUCGGGGCAUCAGAGACAUUUGCAGGGCCACGGGGAAGAGAUCUCUUGUCUUGCCAUCUCAAACGACGCUCAGAUUUUGGCCUCUGCCACAAGCAAAAGUGCCAGCGAGAGCCUCAUUCGCAUUUGGGCCCUCCAGAGUGGCGCUUGUCUCAAUACCGUUUCCUACCACAGAGGGGCAGUGCAGAAUCUCACUUUCUCCAAAGAUGAUCGCUUUUUCCUCUCCGUAGGAGACUUCUCAGAUCCAUCAAUGGCCGUGUGGUGCGGCGCCACCUUCCGGAUGCUCUCCAGUGAGGGUGUGUUGGGGCCGAUCCACGACGCAGCCUUCAGCCCCUCGGCGACCGGCCAGCUGGCCUGCGUAGGCAGCCAAGGGGUUUACUUCGGCCUCUUCACUGACAGCGGCCAAGAUGGAGACCUCAAACUCCAGAGAGCGAGGGCACCAGUAGAGGUGGGCGACGUGGAGCUGACGUCUCUGUCCUACCAUUCGGACAUCUUGCUGUUCACCGCGACCAGCAGAGGACACAUCUGCGCUUGGGACAUCAAGACACAAAGCUGCUUUAUGACAUGGGAGGCCGACGAGGGCGAAAUUGGUGUGUUGCUGUGUCGAGCAAACAGCCUAUUGACGGGCAGCAACACCCACUGGCUGCGACUGUGGGAGGUCGAAGCUGUGCCGCGGCGUAUGAAGCUUCUGGCCAAGAAAAAAGAGUGCUUGACGUCGGUGGUGCUAAAGCAGGAGAUCAUGCUGGACGGUACGGCAGUCAGCGCCGCCUUUGACAACACGAUGGACAUGGGCAUCGUUGGAACCACCAUGGGAACAUUGUGGUACGUCGACUGGUCGGACAACAGCAGCAUUCGCCUCGUCAGCGGCCACAAUGAUAAGGUGAACGAUUUGGCCUUUCAGGCGGAUGAGAGCCAUUUUGCCACUUGCAGCCAAGAUGGCAGUCUGAGGGUUUGGACGAACCCCACCAAUGAACUGGUGGUGCAGUUCCAGGUGCUUAAUCAGCCGUGUACGUGUGUGUGCUGGAGUCCGUCUCCGGGCGUACAGCGUGUGCGCGUGGCGGCGGGCUACAGUGACGGCACCCUGCGUGUCUUUAGCCUCGCCUCCGCAGAAAUGGAGCGCAAGUUGCAUCCCCACCGCGUUGCAGUCACCGCCAUCCAGUACUCCGCCAAUGGUGAUGUGAUCCUGUCUGGCGGCAAGAACGGUCUCAUAGCUGUCAGCCGCGCCCUGGAUGGAUCAACCAUCCGUGUUUUCAGGGAUCACAAAGGAGCGGCCAUCGCCACCAUCCAGUGUGUUCGUGAACAGUGUAAGGACUUUGGAUUAGUGGGGAACGAGCUGUGGUUGGCUGCCAGCCUUGACAGGCGCGUCAGCGUCUGGGCGGCUGAUUGGUUCAAGUGCAAAUGCGCUUUACUCGACUGGCUCACGCUUCCCGCUCCUCCAUAUUGCCAGGAUGACAGCCCACCACCGAGCCUGGCGGCCUUCUGCCCAACAGACCCCGGCCUGCUCAUCUACACAGGUUACGGAACUGAGAAAGAGCUCAGUUUCUACAGCCUCUACAAAAAAACGAUCAUCAAAAAGAUCGCUUUGCCUCACUGGGCCACAUGCUUCAGCCUCUCCUCCAAGAGUCAACUCAUAGCGUUGGGGUCAAAAGAGCGGGUGUUGAAGCUGAUCGAUUGGACCAGCGGCAAGUUCCAGGACUUCUUAGAACACAGCGAUUCGUUGCAGACGUGUCGUUUCUCGCCUUCAGGGACACUCCUCUUUUCUGUGGCUCAUAAUGAGAUUCUGCUGUGGGAGGUGAAUGGCCUCUGAGAAGGCGCUGUUGUUGUUUUUUUUCUCCCAAAGUUUGAACCUUGUAGGUUUAUGUGCCUCGACGUCUUAAUGCAUUCUCAUCUUUUAUCUUUGUAGGAUGAAUUUUGAGUAAAGAUAGUUAAAAGAUUUUGACACUUUGCGGCAAAUGUAUUAUUUGAAAAUACAGAUUAGACAUUUUCAUUUUAUUCUUGAAUGUACGUAUUACCCAAUAGGCAAUUCUUCUUUUUGUUGCUCCUCAGAAUUUGAAUAUAAAAGUGAGAAAUAUUUCA
Molecule: messenger RNA, 5856 nt
Organism: Syngnathus typhle (broad-nosed pipefish)
Lineage: Eukaryota; Metazoa; Chordata; Actinopteri; Syngnathiformes; Syngnathidae
Gene: wdr90
Product: WD repeat domain 90
Exons: 43
Coding region: 314-5587 (1757 amino acids)
Cellular component (GO): centriole
Molecular function (GO): protein binding
Source: RefSeq, a predicted model, not a curated record